UAUGAGAGUCUGAGACAUAUUUAUUACCCUCUCACCAACAAGAAUCAACUAACCCCACCUCUCUAGUCUAGAGUCUCUUCCUCCAUAAACCUUCUUCUAAUUCUCCCCCCAAACAUAACCUAAUAAAACCUCUCCCUUUUUCUUCUCCCCCAACUCAAUUUUCUUUUCUCCUUAAACCAAACACGCCCUAACCUUAACCAUAACCAUAACCAUAACCAUGGCUAUGGACUUCAUCACUGGUCCCACCACCACCGCCACCGCCACCACCACCGCUCCCAGAACACCAGACUCCGACACCGACACUCCUCCGUAUCCUCCGCCGACAAAACGUCCCCACCACCACCACCACAACAACAACAACGACAACCAACACGUGUCGUACAAAGAGUGCUUGAAGAACCACGCGGCUAGCAUUGGAGGACACGCGCUAGACGGAUGCUGUGAGUUCAUGCCUGGACCCACAGCAAACCCACUGGACCCCACUUCACUCACGUGCGCCGCAUGUGGUUGCCACCGUAACUUCCACCGUCGUGACCCAGAUGACCCCACACCACUCCACCAUCUCAUCCCUUUAACUUCCGCGCGUAGACCCCACUCUCCUCCUUCCGCGUCACAGCUACUUCUCUCUUUAAGCGGACACACUCAAAGCCCUUCUGCACCGUCAGAUCAUGAAGUCAUCAUGCACAACAAUCCAACGGCUGGUGUUCCUCCAUGUGGUGGUGGUAGUGCUGGUGGUGGUAGUGCUGGUGGUGGUGGUGGUAGUGCUGGUGGUGGAGGAGUUGUUGUAGGGUACUACCACCAUCAUCAUCAACACAACAAUGGAGGAAGUGGAGGUGGAGGUGGAGGAGGAGGGCAAAAUGGGAAUUUCCAGAGUAAGAAAAGGUAUAGAACAAAAUUCAGCCAAGAACAAAAGGAGAAAAUGUAUGAAUUCUCUGAGAAAAUUGGGUGGAAAUUGAAGAAAGGUGAAGAAAGAUUAGUUGAAGAUUUCUGUAAACAAAUUUGUGUUGAUAGAACUGUCUUCAAAGUUUGGAUGCACAACAACAAACAUUCUUCCACCACUUCUUCUGCUGCUACUCCACCUUCUUCUGCUUCUAAGAGAGACAAAUUUGGUAUUAUCAUCAACAAUAAUUCUGCUAAUAAUAACACUAACACUAAUAAUACUCCUAAUACUAAUACUAAUAAUAAUAAUAAUAAUAAUAAUAAUGUUAGUAGUAGUAGUAGUUUAAAUUGUGGAGGAGUACUUGCUACUGCUCUUGACUUUAAUUUUGCUAAUGGUGCUGCCCAGGAAGCAAAAGCGCAAUGAUUAUUGUUACUCUCUUUCGUUCUAUCUAAUUUUAAUUUUAUUUCUAUUA
This is a messenger RNA of Beta vulgaris subsp. vulgaris (sugar beet), 1352 nucleotides long. Its product is annotated as zinc-finger homeodomain protein 8. The transcript has a single exon. Lineage: Eukaryota; Viridiplantae; Streptophyta; Magnoliopsida; Caryophyllales; Amaranthaceae. The record is from RefSeq and is a predicted model, not a curated record. Gene Ontology annotation, biological process: regulation of DNA-templated transcription; regulation of developmental process. Gene Ontology annotation, molecular function: transcription cis-regulatory region binding; DNA-binding transcription factor activity. Gene Ontology annotation, cellular component: nucleus. The coding region runs from base 218 to 1303 and encodes 361 amino acids.